Molecule: messenger RNA, 1092 nt
Organism: Aspergillus fischeri NRRL 181
Lineage: Eukaryota; Fungi; Ascomycota; Eurotiomycetes; Eurotiales; Aspergillaceae
Product: FYV10 family protein
Exons: 4
Coding region: 1-1092 (363 amino acids)
Biological process (GO): proteasome-mediated ubiquitin-dependent protein catabolic process
Cellular component (GO): nucleus; cytoplasm; GID complex
Molecular function (GO): ubiquitin protein ligase activity; protein binding
Source: RefSeq, a predicted model, not a curated record
AUGGCUGCAGAGCUGACGUCAACGAAGCUCAAUGCGGAGAAUCAUCUGCUCCUGGAUCAGCCUCUUCUACGAUUACCUCACGAGCUUGCACGGAGAAACUUCAAAUCUGUUCAACGACUUGUCGAGAGGGAAAGGGAAUAUGUCAUUCACGCGCUCAAAGAGGCCGCCAAUGCCUCCCUGUCAAAUGAUCAGACACCGGAUCAAACUCUCGCGGCUCUCGACUCUAUGUUGGCUCGCAUGCAAAACCUGAAACGGAAAAUGGAAAGUAUCCAGCAAGAGGAGAAGAAAAUCCAAAACCAGUCACGAAAACGUAUACAGCAUCUGGAGCAUCUGCACCAAAUUCCCAGCUUGGCAGAUGUCAAAUAUGACCAGUGGUCCAGGAUUAGGCUGGAUAGGCUGGUGGUUGAUCACAUGCUGCGUUCCGGGUACACUGAGAGUGCUCAGCGGUUGGCCCAGGAGAAGGGCAUCGAAGACCUAGUUGAUCUGGAUGUCUUCGUACAGUGCCAAAGGAUUGCUCAGAGCUUGCGCCGUGGGGAAACAAAGGACGCUUUGCGGUGGUGUAACGAGAACAAAGCGGCGUUGAAGAAGAGCCAGUUCAAUCUGGAGUUUGAAUUACGCCUGCAGCAGUAUAUCGAAAUGCUCAGGACAGGUGAUAGAGGAAAGCUCAUGGACGCUAUGGCACAUGCCAAACGAUAUCUUACUCCGUAUACCGAAACGCAAUCAAAAGAAAUUCAUCGAGCAGCAGGACUACUCGCCUUCCCUCAGGACACUAAGGCUGAACCGUACAAGACUCCAUCUUGCCAUUCCGCAUAUACCUCCUCGAGCUCCAACUCUUUAUCUACUGCGACAUCCGUAUGCCCCAUAUGCUCGACUGAGCUGAAUGAACUAGCGCGUAAUAUGCCGUACGCCCAUCAUGCUAAGAGCUAUGUUGAAAGUGACCCGAUUGUCUUGCCAAAUGGUAGGAUUUACGGUCAGCAGCGGUUACUAGACAUGAGCAAGAAACUUGGCUGUGUCGAAACAGGCAAGGUGAAGGAUCCCACCACCGGCGAGAUCUUCGACGAGAGUGAAAUGAAAAAAGUUUACAUCAUGUAG